GGGCACACAGACAGGAAGGUUGCAUUUGGCGACGUGGAAGUGACUAGUCGUCUGUUGUGAGGCUGUACACCAACCACACUGAUCCGCAAACAUUCCGUAACAAUGAUAAAGAAAUUUGACAAGAAGGACGAAGAGUCUGGUAAGAUAUAUUAAAUGUAAAGAAGUUAAUAUAGCUACUUUGAAAUAGGUAGCGUUUUUUUUUGUGCCAACUAGCUACCGCUGACAGAAUACUAGCCAGCUGGCUAGCCAACAUCUAGGUAACUACACUACCCUAAAUGUGUCUUCGUUUGGUGGAUAAAAAAAAAAAUCAAAUGGACGUGUCUAUUUGUUGAUCACACUAGCUACAUGUGUCUAUUUGUUGAGCAGAUAUGCCAAUUGCCUGCUAUCUAGCUUAAAGCGUCUAUCUGUCAAAUUAGCUUGCAAACGAGCUAAACUAACGUUAAUUGGUUAUGAAGUGAAGACUAAGUUAACUAACUGCGCCAAGUCAAACAUACACUUAUUCUUCUUUGGCUGUGCCGUGGAAUUGUUGAUAAUAUAUUCAAAACCUAGUUAGCUACAUGUGUCUAUCCAAUGUACCGUAUCCCUGUAGUUGGUUAGAUAGCUAAUUUAGUUAAUUUAAAAACUGUCAAUGUUGUCUUGCUCACUCAAGCUUGAUGACCAUAGCAAGAUGAGGUUUCAGCUACCUACGUUAGGAAGUUACGAGAAUCACAUUCAACACUAUAGUAAUGACGCAUAGCAAGCGAAGCUACCUAGUUAGUUUUUAUAAACUAUCUUUAUACACUGCUAAAAUAAAUAAAGGGAACACUGAAACAACACAAUGUAACUCCAAGUCAAUCACACUUCUGUGAAAUCAAACUGUCCACUUAGGAAGCAACACUGAUUGACAAUACAUUUCACAUGCGGUUGUGCAAAUGGAAUAGACAACAGGUGGAAAUUAUAGGCAAUUAGCAAGACACCCCCAAUAAAGAAGUGGUUCUGCAGGUGGUGACCACAGACCACUUCUCAGUUCCUAUGCUUCCUGGCUGAUGUUUUGGUCACUUUUGAAUGCUGGCGGUGCUUUCACUCUAGUGGUAGCAUGAGACGGAGUCUACAACCCACACAAGUGGCUCAGGUAGUGCAGCUCAUCCAGGAUGGCACAUCAAUGCGAGCUGUGGCAAGAAGGUUUGCUGUGUCUGUCAGCGUAGUGUCCAGAGCAUGGAGGCGCUACCAGGAGACAGGCCAGUACAUCAGGAGACGUGGAGAAGACCGUAGGAGGGCAACAACCCAGCAGCAGGACUGCUACCUCCGCCUUUGUGCAAGGAGGAGCAGGAGGAGCACUGCCAGAGCCCUGCAAAAUGACCUCCAGCAGGCCACAAAUGUGCAUGUGUCUGCUCAAACGGUUAGAAACAGACUCCAUGAGGGUGGUAUGAGGGCCUGACGUCCACAGGUGGGGGUUGUGCUUACAGCCCAACACCGUGCAGGACGUUUGGCAUUUGCCAGAGAACACCAAGAUUGGCAAAUUCGCCACUGGCGCCCUGUGCUCUUCACAGAUGAAAGCAGGUUCACACUGAGCACAUGUGACAGACGUGACAGAGUCUGGAGACGCCGUGGAGAACGUUCUGCUGCCUGCAACAUCCUCCAGCAUGACCGGUUUGGCGGUGGGUCAGUCAUGGUGUGGGGUGGCAUUUCUUUGGGGGGCCGCACAGCCCUCCAUGUGCUCGCCAGAGGUAGCCUGACUGCCAUUAGGUACCGAGAUGAGAUCCUCAGACCCCUUGUGAGACCAUAUGCUGGUGCGGUUGGCCCUGGGUUCCUCCUAAUGCAAGACAAUGCUAGACCUCAUGUGGCUGGAGUGUGUCAGCAGUUCCUGCAAGAGGAAGGCAUUGAUGCUAUGGACUGGCCCGCCCGUUCCCCAGACCUGAAUCCAAUUGAGCACAUCUGGGACAUCAUGUCUCGCUCCAUCCACCAACGCCACGUUGCACCACAGACUGUCCAGGAGUUGGCGGAUGCUUUAGUCCAGGUCUGGGAGGAGAUCCCUCAGGAGACCAUCCGCCACCUCAUCAGGAGCAUGCCCAGGCGUUGUAGGGAGGUCAUACAGGCACGUGGAGGCCACACACACUACUGAGCCUCAUUUUGACUUGUUUUAAGGACAUUACAUCAAAGUUGGAUCAGCCUGUAGUGUGGUUUUCCACUUUAAUUUUGAGGGUGACUCCAAAUCCAGACCUCCAUGGGUUGAUACAUUUGAUUUCCAUUGAUAAUUUUUGUGUGAUUUAGUUGUCAGCACAUUCAACUAUGUAAAGAAAAAAGUAUUUAAGAUUAUUUCAUUCAUUCAGAUCUAGGAUGUGUUACUUUAGUGUUCCCUUUAUUUUUUUGAGCAGUGUAGUUUGACAAUCCAAUUAUGUCUUAAUGUGGCUGUUUUUUCUCUUCGCUGCAAAAUUAGGAAGUGGCUCUAACCCUUUCCAGCAUCUUGAAAAGAGUGCAGUGUUGCAGGAGGCUCGUAUCUUCAACGAGACGCCGAUCAACCCCAGAAGAUGUCUUCACAUCCUCACCAAGAUAAUUUACCUGCUCAACCAGGUGAGAAACAAAUCCAUUACUUGCAAACCAGUUGUUUUGCAUGUAUACCCUUUGAUAUUAACAAAACACUUUUUUAUGUUCUGUCCAGGGGGAGCACUUUGGAACUACGGAGGCGACUGAGGCCUUCUUCGCAAUGACCAGGCUCUUCCAGUCCAAUGAUGUGAGGCUACAUUUUUGUUUUGGGUUUAAUUGAUUUCAAUACAAUUUACUCAUCCCAGAAGGGGAAUUAUUGCUGAUCAUACAAGAAAACAAUUAAACAACAUUAUCGACAGAACAUACCACAACAUGUACCAUACAUGAUGACAUAAACUCACACAAACUAACUUCAGACAGGUCCAGCUAGUGCCGUUAAAUUAGUAUUCAAUGAGUAGUGUUGUAAUUGACAUAUUGUAGAGAAAUGUGGCGCAUAGUGUUUUUGUAUAGUGUUAUCUGCUUUUUGAAAAUGUUUCUUUGUAUUCCUUCAGCAAACCCUGAGAAGGAUGUGCUACCUGACCAUCAAGGAAAUGGCCAACAUCUCUGAGGAUGUCAUCAUUGUCACCAGCAGCCUGACCAAGGACAUGACUGGCAAGGAGGAUGUGUACAGAGGACCCGCCAUCAGAGCUCUCUGCAGGAUCACUGAUGUCAGUUUCUCUGUCUGUCUCUCUGUUUUCUUUCUGUCUCCAUUCUGAUAGCUGAACAGCAUUUUUUAUUACAUUUUUUACAUCCAGCUUACAUUGUUAUUGUCAUUGGACUGAACCUAUGCUUUUUGGUCAAUAAACUGAAGCCCCACUUUGUAACUCCGUCCCACAGACCACCAUGCUGCAGGCCAUUGAGAGAUACAUGAAACAGGCCAUCGUUGACAAAGUGCCCAGUGUGUCCAGCUCUGCCCUGGUCUCCUCUCUGGUAAGAAAUUAGCCACACAGCGCCUGGAUGUCUCAAGGUGACUGUGUCGUCUGUAAGUACUCCCAUUGCUUUGUGGGUAAUGUAGUUUGUUGUUCCUGUGUGUCUUUAGCACAUGGUUAAGAUGAGCUACGACGUGGUGAAGCGCUGGGUGAAUGAGGCACAGGAGGCAGCGUCCAGUGACAACAUCAUGGUCCAGGUGGGUUACCCACACACACUGCGCACACACACCGCUCACACACUGUUGAUAACAUGUUCAUUAGGCACCAAGCAGAAGAAAACAGUCAAACGGGGAGGUUCUAUCUUUACUCUUUCAAUACGAAAUACACUGAAAAAGGUUUUGAUAUGUUGUUCCCUAAUGAACAUGACCCGGAUAAGUUGAAAGAGAAUCUCUUCCACUGUGACCCCCCCCCCCCCCCAGUACCACGCCCUGGGUCUGCUGUACCACCUGAGGAAGAAUGACCGACUGGCCGUAUCCAAGAUGCUCAACAAGUUCACCAAGUCUGGCCUCAAGUCCCCCUUCGCCUACUGCAUGCUCAUCCGUAUCGCCAGCAAGCUGUUGGAGGAGACCGAGGCAGGGUAGGUAGCACCAUGGAAGUACUGUCACAUAGACCAGGGUUUUCAUAACUCUGUCCUGGGCCCCACCGGUGCAUGUUUUGGUUUUUGCCCUAGCACUACACAGCUGAUUACAAAUAAUCAAAGCUUGAUGAUGAGUUGGUUAUUUUAAUCAGAUGUGUAGUGCAGGGGUAAAAACCAGAACAUGCACCCAUGGGGGGCCCCAGGACCGAGUUUGGGAAACCCUGCUAUAGACUGAGGCACAUAGACUGAGGGAGGGCAGAUAAGCACUGUCAUGGACCGUUUACUUGAAUGGGUUUUCUAUUUCUUCUAUUUCUAUGGGUAGGGGUAAAACAGUGGGUUGGUGUCUAAUGUUCCCUUUCAUUGGUAUGUAUUGUUUUUAUUGAACACAAGGGGGGGAAGGGAUCUGUAUAGUGUCAUCAUGCAUUACAUGUUCACAUACACAUGGCAGUGGAGGACACAGAAUAGUGUCACAUUUUACUUUAUAAACAUAUUGGUAUAUUUUUCUCUUCCUGUGUGUGGCAUUGUAAUAAAAAUGGUAUGCUAUUUUUCUGUUUGCAGACACGACAGUCCCCUGUUUGACUUCAUUGAGAGCUGUCUGAGGAACAAGCAUGAGAUGGUGGUGUACGAGGCAGCCUCAGCCAUAGUUCACAUGCCCAGCUGUACAGCCAGAGAGCUGGCCCCUGCUGUCUCUGGUGAGUCUCUCUCUCUUAUCUAUUACAGACAGUUUGGUAAUUACACCUUGCUUUCUGGUGUCCACAUGUGGGUAGCUACCUGUAGACAUAGAUAUUUGUGAGGUUGUAGUAUCCUAUGAUCCUAGUACCUCUGGUUUUACAACUUGACUGUGUGUUAAUGUGUUUCUCUCCAGUCCUGCAGCUGUUCUGCAGCUCUCCCAAAGCAUCCCUGAGAUACGCAGCCGUCAGGACCCUCAACAAGGUUGGUCUCCACUUCUCCAUGCUCUUCAUUACUCUGAAUUACCAAUAGCAAUGUAGGCUAUAUCAUGCAGAUGAAGGAUAUGUUUUAGAUUGAGUGAACUGUAUUUACAACUGCAUUUCCCCGUUUGUCCACCAGGUGGCAAUGAAGCACCCGUCGGCGGUGACUGCUUGCAACCUGGACCUGGAGAACCUGAUCACGGACUCGAACCGUAGCAUCGCCACGCUGGCCAUCACCACACUGCUGAAGACGGGCAGCGAGAGCAGUGUGGACCGCCUCAUGAAGCAGAUCUCCUCCUUUGUCUCUGAGAUCUCUGACGAGUUCAAGGUGAGGAGGAGGAUGUGUUUCUGUUUCAGUUUUAAUGUGUAGUUUCUCCUCAAUGAUAUGCUCUUGUUUUUUCCCCCUCUGCAAUACUCUAGUUUAAUAAUUUAGGAAUUGAAAUGGUUGGAGAAAUCAAUUAGAAUAGACUGAAUAUGUAAUCCCCCCUCCCCCAAAACAAUCUUUGUAGUAAGUUAUACUAUAGUCUAUAGCAUCAUUCUGGAUAUUUUGAACAAUGCUUUAAUCCAUUUCCAAACGAGGGGAUUUCUUCACCAAAGGGAAGUCCUAUCAUCUGGGUGUGGUCCUAUCAUCUGGGUGUGGUCCUAUCAUCUGACUGUUGGGUGUGGUCCUAUCAUCUGACUGUUGGGUGUGGUCCUAUCAUCUGGGUGUGGUCCUAUCAUCUGACUGCUGGGUGUGUGUGUUUCAGGUGGUAGUUGUGCAGGCCAUCAGUGCCCUGUGUCAGAAGUAUCCCAGAAAGCACAGCGUCAUGAUGAACUUCCUGUCCAACAUGCUCCGAGAUGACGUGAGUUGAAAACACUGACUCGAACACACCAAAAGUAGCCUAAUGUCUUUUUUCACUGAUGUGUAGGACAAUAACCUAUUUUAGCACAUGUAUGCCCUUUACACUGACAUAUGGAGCCCAUCUAUGGACUACUGACAAAACAGAGCUCUUUGGCUAACUCUGGCACAUUUACAUUGAUUUGACCACUCAGUUACUGAUUUAUUGUACGACUGUCCCUGACACACAAACCAUUUAAACUAUGCCUCCCCUCUCUCAGGGUGGCUUUGAGUACAAGCGGGCCAUCGUGGACUGCAUCAUCAGCAUCAUUGAGGAGAACCCAGAGAGCAAGGAGACGGGGCUGGCCCACCUGUGUGAGUUCAUCGAGGACUGUGAGCACACGGUGCUGGCCACCAAGAUCCUCCACCUGCUGGGCAAGGAGGGCCCGCGCACGCCCUCGCCAUCCAAGUACAUCCGUUUCAUCUUCAACCGCGUGGUGCUGGAGAGUGAGGCCGUCAGAGCCGGUGAGAAACGGGGGAGUGUGUGUGUUUUAAGUUGACGUUUCUACCGGAAACCCCUGCUGGCCUGGAGUUGUCAAUAGCGUGUGUGUUUGAGAGACAGUUGUGUGUCUGGGUGCCACGUGAAUGGUAGUUCUGAUAAGUCUGUUGGGAUUAGCUCCAUUGUUAACUGGUGACAUCACCAACCAUGAAAUGUUCAAUUCACUAAUAUGAAAAUAAUACCAAACAGAGUACGUAGGCAAAUCGUAUUUGCGCCUGGCUUUUCAACAGAAACUCACUGUUAAUCAUGAAGGGUUUAAACUAAUUUGAGUUAGCACGUUUUUGUUUCUACACAUUGUGUAAUAACUAAGCCUAGCUCCUUUCUCCUCCCUCUAGCUGCGGUCAGUGCUCUGGCUAAGUUUGGAGCCCAGAAUGAUGACCUUCUCCCCAGUGUGUUAGUCCUGAUGCAGAGGUAGAGACAGCCUUUCACUGGCUCCCUGUCAUACUGAUCCAUUUCCUGGUUGCUAUGCAGUGUGUGGUUACUACUCUAAAGUGUGUUGACGUAUCCUGUGGGUUUCUAGGUGUAUGAUGGACAGUGAUGACGAGGUGAGGGACAGAGCCACCUUCUACAUGAACGUUCUGCAGCAGAAGCAGAAAGCCCUCAACGCUGGCUACAUAUUCAACGGUGAGAACCCACUGCGCUCCUAGUUUGACCUUGAAAGCACUAAAACAUGUGGACAUGUCUGGUAUAAUUCAGAAAGUACGGUUGUGAAUCGACACAUGCUGAGAAACAUUUUUCAAUCGAACCUCAAAAUGAAUACAUUUAUUUCCAUUAUUGAACCGUGUGUCUCCUCCCCUCAGGUCUGUCGGUGUCUGUCCCAGGUCUGGAGAAGUCGCUCCAUCAGUACACCCUGGAGCCCACAGAGAAGCCCUUCGAUAUGAAGUCCGUUCCCCUGGCCAACACACCCAUCACAGAGCAGAAGACAGAAUUCACUGCUGUCGCCACUAGCAAGCUGCCAGAGAAACCAGGCCCGACGCGCCAAGACAUCUACCAGGGUACAGUCACCUUACUUGAAACUAUCAUGGCAAGACAUGGUGUUAUCACAAGGAAACAAAACAUUUGGUCUGAAUUUCUUGAGUAAAAACAUCCAGUCACAUUUAUUUUCCAAGCUAUAGCACACAAUAUUUGACAUGAAACACGUUCUUAAUGAACGAUUGAAUUCAGUGUGCUUCAAGUUAUUAGCCAUGGAAAACCAAGGAUCAUAGUAGCAGUAGUUGUGAUCCUGGUAUUGUGACAAACUUCAGGGCAGCUUUAAUAUUUAAGUAGUUAGGAAUAGGGGUGGAUUUGGAACUGGGCCUCUCCUCAAAUCUCUCCCUCUAACCUCUCCUCUAAUCUCUCCUUCCCCUCUCAACAGAACAACUGGCAGCCAUUCCAGAGUUCCAGGGCCUGGGUCCUCUCUUCAAGACGUCGGAGGCGGUGCAGCUGACAGAGGCGGAGACUGAGUAUGUGGUGCGCUGCGUCAAGCACACCUUCGCCAGACACAUGGUGUUCCAGUUCGACUGCACCAACACGCUCAAUGACCAGCUCCUGCAGAAGGUAGGGCUACGCUGGUGACUGGUGUGAAUGAGGAAAUUCACGUCUCCUUGCCAAGGUGUGGAGAUCUAGUUUGGUGCAAAAUCACCCCAAAUCCCUCCUUACAGUGUAGAUAGCUUUGAGCAGUUUGUAUUCAAUUCAUAAAGCUUUAUUGUCCAUUCGAUUUGAUAGUACAGUAGACAGAAAAGUGUCUUUGGUGGCUCACAUUAAACUCUACAACACUGACGUUAAGACACAGGACAAAAUAUAUCUAAAAUGUUUAGAAAUUAGAAAUGUAUUAAGUCUAAGUCCACUGGGUUGUUGUCCUUCAGGUUAUGGUUCAGAUGGAGCCGUCAGAGGCCUACGAGGUUCUCCACUAUGUCCCUGCUGCUAACCUGCCCUACAGCCAGCCUGGCUCCUGCUACAGUCUGGUCAGACUGCCUGAAGAUGACCCCACCGCAGGUUACUUUAUUAUUAAACCUCUGUGUGUGGGAGAAAGAGAAAUAAGCUAUUUUCAUGUCACUCGGUUAAAACCCUGGAUUUCUCCGAAAAAACCCCCAGAAGGAUCUGAAUGGGGAUCAUGUAGCACCUAACCAAGAUCAAAACACAUGGGUUUUCCAUUGAGAGAAGAAUGCAGUUAUCUGCUGGCCUUCUUCAAACACUAAGGACACUGUUAUUUACAUCACAUAGGCCUAGUCAUGUAAUGUAUGCACCAUAUGUGUAUGUCAUAUUGAAUGUGCUCUGUGCUCCCCAGUGUCCUGUACGUUCAGCUGUACUCUGAAGUACCUGGUGAAAGACUGCGACCCCAACACAGGAGAGCCCGAUGACGACGGUUACGAUGACGAAUAUGUGGUAUGAGCUCAAUAGAAAACCUAUUUUUAAAAUCUCUAAAAACCCAUUUAUCAAAAAAAUAAUUUCAAAGAACCCUUCAUACAUCUAGUUUACCGUCAAUUGCCGAAACUCUAUUCACUCCUUCUCUUUUUCUACCUUCUCUGCUCUCCUCUACUCUCUCCCCUCUCCCCCCGUGUGUGUGGUGUGUGUGUGUGUGUGUCAGCUGGAGGACUUGGAGGUGACUGUAGCAGACCACAUCCAGAAGGUGUUGAAGCCCAACUUCUCCGCAGCCUGGGACGAGGUGGGAGACGACUUUGAGAAGGAGGAGACGUUCGCCCUGGCCUCCGUCAGAACGCUAGAUGGUAAUUAUUUCAAUCGGGAUCUUUGGAUUUAUCACCCCAAAAUUGAAGCAGUGUACAUUUUGUGAGAUGUUUUAGAGCAGUGGUUCCCAUACAUAGAAAUAUAAUUAUUAACAAUUGUAUUUUUUUCUCCAUACUUUUCUCUUUCCAUUGUGACUCACCUAAAGCCUUUUUGAGCUUGUUUGUGAGGCAUCAAAUGGGCUAUUUCUAACCAUAAGUCUUUAAAUACAACCCAAUGGAACUGGCCUCGUGACAGUAUUUGACCUAUGUAUUUAACCCAGGUCUGGAGUUGGGGAACUGACUUCACAUUAAAUGAUCUUUGUUGAUAAUAUUUAUCUUAUGACACAACUACAUAUUUAAGGCAGUGUGAGUAAUAUGUGUCUUUGGACACAAGCACAUUUGAAGGCAGGUUGUAUCUAGGGGGCUACAGUGUGUUGAGUAAAAUCUCCCAGUUGUCUCUGUAGAGGCCGUUGGUAGGUAACGUCUCUCUGUAGAGGCCGUUGGUAGGUAACGUCUCUCUGUAGAGGCCGUUGGUAGGUAACGUCUCUCUGUAGAGGCCGUUGGUAGGUAACGUCUCUCUGUAGAGGCCGUUGGUAGGUAACGUCUCUGUAGAGGCCGUUGGUAGGUAACGUCUCUCUGUAGAGGCCGUUGGUAGGUAACGUCUCUCUGUAGAGGCCGUUGGUAGGUAACGUCUCUGUAGAGGCCGUUGGUAGGUAACGUCUCUCUGUAGAGGCCGUUGGUAGGUAACGUCUCUCUGUAGAGGCCGUUGGUAGGUAACGUCUCUCUGUAGAGGCCGUUGGUAGGUAACGUCUCUCUGUAGAGGCCGUUGGUAGGUAACGUCUCUCUCUGUAGAGGCCGUUGGUAGGUAACGUCUCUCUCUGUAGAGGCCGUUGGUAGGUAACGUCUCUCUCUGUAGAGGCCGUUGGUAGGUAACGUCUCUCUCUGUAGAGGCCGUUGGUAGGUAACGUCUCUCUCUGUAGAGGCCGUUGGUAGGUAACGUCUCUCUGUAGAGGCCGUUGGUAGGUAACGUCUCUCUGUAGAGGCCGUUGGUAGGUAACGUCUCUCUGUAGAGGCCGUUGGUAGGUAACGUCUCUCUGUAGAGGCCGUUGGUAGGUAACGUCUCUCUGUAGAGGCCGUUGGUAGGUAACGUCUCUCUGUAGAGCAGGGAUCAUCAACUAGAUUCAGCCGCGGGCCAAUUUUUUCUUGAGCGGAUUGCCGGGAGGCCAGAACAUAAUAAACCAAAUCUUUUUAGACUUCAAAUUGACUUCAAGAAGCCUAAACAGAUAUAAUAUUUGACUAAAACAUAAUAAUUUGAAAUCUUGAUUACAUUUGGGGACAUUGUCCUGCGUAGGGUGCCGUCUUUCGGAAUGGACGUUAAAACGGGUGUCCUGACUCUCUGGUCAUUCAAGAGACCUCUCUGUUCCCUGUUGUCUCUGUAGAGGCUGUUGGUAACAUCAUCAGUUUCCUGGGCAUGCAGCCCUGCGAGCGUUCAGACAAGGUCCCUGAAAACAAGAACUCACACAUCCUCUUCCUUGCCGGUGGGUAUUUUAUUUAUUUAUGUUAUCUUGAUUUGAAUGAAUUAUUGUUUUGCUAUGUGAAGUGUAUUGUAGGCUCAUUCUGUACCCUUUAUUACCGUAAAUAUGUUAAGAGCCGUUCCCAACCUUGACACGGCAGCUUGUGGUGGAUGCAAGCCUCCCAUUGGUCCUUGGUAUGAAUUACAGUUUCAAUGUCCCUCCUCUUCCUCCAGGUGUGUUCCGGGGGGGUCAUGACGUGCUGGUGCGCUCGCGCCUGGCCCUGGCCGAUGGUGUCACUAUGCAGGUGACGGUCCGCAGCUCUGACGAGACGGUUGUUGACAUCAUCCUAGCCUCUGUGGGCUAGAGGGCGCCAGCGAGGCCUGUUCACCAACAGGCCAAUCCAACAAAGAAGAAGCUCCGAAUUCAAUGGCAUAUUCUAAUUGUUUUGUCCACUUUUUCCCAAUUCACAAUAUUCUCCACGCAAUGUCCUUCUCCCCUGCUUUGUCGUUUGAAUGUGUCUUCUUGUUGUGUUGUAGGGUAGCCUGUUUGUUGAGAUGGAAUACGUUAUGGUGAGAGGUGUGUACUACUGGCAUCCUUCAACACACAACUCAUUGUGUAGACUGGCCCCAGAUCAGUUGGUGCUUUAUAGCCAACUCCAAUGGUCAUUCAUAGGAGUUGGCAAGGCAGCACAAACAGAUCUGGGACCAG
Molecule: messenger RNA, 11237 nt
Organism: Coregonus sp. 'balchen'
Lineage: Eukaryota; Metazoa; Chordata; Actinopteri; Salmoniformes; Salmonidae
Source: the annotation of a GenBank genome assembly